AUGAGGUCUCGUCUCAUCCUUAGUGUUCUCUUCGCGGCGUCUUCUGGCGCGACGACCCCCAGCGGCAAAUUUACUGCUUUGAGUUGUAACGUUGCAGGGCUCCCGGAAAUUCUCCAGUCUAACGAUGUUAAUGGGUCGAAGACUGAGAACGCCGGGGAAAUUGGCACCUACUUUGCUGAAUAUGGUUAUGAUAUAAUCAAUCUGCAGGAGGAUUUCAACUACCACGCAUAUAUCUAUGCGACCGACGACCAUGCCUACCGGACGGCCACGUCCGGAGGUGCGGGUAUUGGGAGCGGAUUGAAUACCGUGUCGAAUUAUGAGUGGGUUGAUUUUACGCGCGAGAAAUGGACCACGUGCUCUGAUGCGUCGGGGAGCGACUGUCUUACUCCAAAGGGGUUCACCCUCAUGCGCUGGAAUCCAUCCGACGGUGUUUACAUCGACUUCUACAAUAUUCACGCCGAUGCGGGCACGGAGGAUGGCGACGAGACGGCGCGGAACGCCAAUCUACAACAAGUGGCGGAUUAUAUUGACACCUGGUCAAUCGGAAACGCUGUGGUGGUGAUGGGUGACACCAACAGUCGAUACACUCGAAGUGCUGAUACUGGCAUCCGUGUCUUCAAAUCUCAGAAUCGUCUCAAUGAUGCUUGGGUUGAGCUGGAGAUGAGCGGCGUUUACCCGACUGCGGGAGCUGAUGCGGUCGUAUGUGACAACCCGUCAGAGAUCGAGACCUGUGAGACCAUCGACAAGGUGCUCUAUCGGGGAUCCGACAUUGUCACCCUGUCGGCCGAUGGCUUUUACUACGAUGGUGAACGCUUCCUCAACACCGACUCUGCAUACCUGGGUGAUGUUCUGUCGGAUCAUAACCCAGUACUCGUCAACUUUACCUGGACUAUGUCGAGCUCCCUCCGACAGAGUGAAUUUUCGGGUGGCCCGCACGGAACGUGGUUUAACGAUCUGCCUAACGUUCCGUCGUCGCCGGUGGCUUCGGUGCUCACCUUCCGUGGCGCUAGUCGUCUUGAUGCUGUUGCACUGCAACUCUCCGACGGGACUUCUUUCAGCCACGGAGGAACCGGUGGUACGGAAGUGACACUAACCCUCGGGACUGAUGAGUACUGGACAGCCACCAAGAUUUGCACUGGCCAAUAUAAUGACCAGACUCGAAAUUUCUAUAUCAAGGCUACUACAAGCGCGGGGAACACCUUGGAAGCAGGCACGGUAACGGAUAGUUGCACCACUUAUACUGCUGAUGACGGUUACGGAGUUGUGGGAUUCAUGGGACAGGAUGGCGAUGAGAUGGAUCAGUUGGCUCUUAUCUACGCAUUCCAGGCGUCAUAG
Molecule: messenger RNA, 1335 nt
Organism: Penicillium canariense
Lineage: Eukaryota; Fungi; Ascomycota; Eurotiomycetes; Eurotiales; Aspergillaceae
Product: endonuclease/exonuclease/phosphatase family protein
Exons: 3
Coding region: 1-1335 (444 amino acids)
Cellular component (GO): cytoplasm
Molecular function (GO): sphingomyelin phosphodiesterase activity
Source: RefSeq, a predicted model, not a curated record